GCCGCAUGAGUUCAUUAUCCCAACCCGUCGAUAUGAAGCCGCCUUCACUUCACUCUGCACGUGCCAAGAAUUAUCUCACAUUCCAGCCACCAACACAGUGGUCGACUUCUCGACCACCAUCGUUCACGACGGCUUCUACCUUCCAUUAUCACAAACGCCUCUUUGCGCAGCUAGCAGUCAUGGGUCUUCUCGCAGGCAUUCUCACCGCGUGUUUUGCGAUAAUUAUGCUCUUCGAGCCCCUUCACGCCGUCUACAUCCCUGGUCCAAAUGAUGCGCAUGUUUACACGACUGCCGUUGCCAACUUCCCACUUAUCAAUGCUGCAAACCAAGAGCUGGAGGUGAGCCUCUUCAUGCCAGUGCACAAGGCAGACUGUUCGUCCGAGUGCGACAAGCUGUACAUGCCAGCUGGCACUGCGCGCGAGUCCGAUGCGCAGUUCUUUGGAAACACGAGCGACAGUGUCUUCGACAAGAUGAAGUACAAGGCUUGCUGUGGCAGUAGUAAGACCAUUGAUGCUUCUAAGGUUCCGCUAGUGUUCCUGGAACCUCAAGUUGGUACUAGCCGCUUCUUGUACAGCACAUUAGCCCGGUUCAUGAGCGCAAACGGCCAGGCUGUAGCAAUCAUCGACCAUCCUGAUGUUCCCGCCAACAACGGCUCAGCCAGCCUCGAUCCAUUCAAGGACCUCAAGGUCUGGGAUGAGAUGGUGACGAAGACCGUUGAUGCGCGCAUUCAGAACAUCAAGUUCGUGUUGCAGGAGCUCGGCGACGUCAAUCUUCUGCAGCGUCAGUUCCCUUCCAUCAAGUUCAGCGCUGCGUUCGACUCGGAGUCUUACAGCAUUGUCGGUCAUGGUAUCGGCGGCUCAACUGCGACAACACUUAGCACCCUAGACCCUCGCGUUCGGUUCUCGAUCAACCUCUCCGGCAGCGCGCCGCUCUUGCAAGAUCCCACCUACGCCACCGUCUACUUCUUCGGCCGCUCUGACUUCCGCCGUGAGAACGACAUUCACUGGCCCACUACAUGGAAGUAUCUAGCCGGUAGGGUUACAGAGUGGGAUUUCAAGAACGCGGGCAUCUUCGACUUCUCAGACCUUCCAUGGAUUGUCGACCUAGCGCGCAAAGACGAGAUGAUUACUAUCGAUGGCGUCAAGGGUCUGCGAGACUCUUUGGGUCCUUUCGGCUUCCAUGUCAACGCCUGCUAUCUAGAAGCGUACCUCAAGGCUGAGCUGACCGAGCCCAAGUACGGUUAUGUUGGAGACUGUUUUCGUAUCUUCGAUCAGAUGCAGCCAUACCCCGGAGGUGUUCACUAAGUGGUAUGAGAUGCCAGCAUGAAUUGACAGUUUAUUGCCUGCACUUCCUAAACUUUGAGGUCGGUCUCAGCGCGAAUGUACGGAGAAUACAACGAUACAGAUAGGAUUUGGUCUGGUUUGAACACAAUUUACGUCUUUUGGAAUGUAGACAAGAAUCCUUACCAAAUGAACGCAACGAGAAUAAUACCCUUAUGUAUUGCGGACCACCCCAUGUCAUCCAUAAGGUUGUGUAGCGCUUCUCAUUUGAUUCCAACG
Messenger RNA from Boeremia exigua, 1559 nucleotides. RefSeq lists its product as uncharacterized. The record is from RefSeq and is a predicted model, not a curated record. Gene Ontology annotation, molecular function: 1-alkyl-2-acetylglycerophosphocholine esterase activity. The transcript is spliced from 2 exons. NCBI's taxonomy places the organism in Eukaryota, Fungi, Ascomycota, Dothideomycetes, Pleosporales, Didymellaceae. Bases 6 to 1304 code for a protein of 432 amino acids.